Diabrotica virgifera virgifera (western corn rootworm) is the source of this 3436-nucleotide messenger RNA. RefSeq lists its product as uncharacterized. NCBI's taxonomy places the organism in Eukaryota, Metazoa, Arthropoda, Insecta, Coleoptera, Chrysomelidae. The coding region runs from base 1142 to 3055 and encodes 637 amino acids. The record is from RefSeq and is a predicted model, not a curated record. The transcript has 4 exons.
ACCCGUCGAUUAGUAUAUCAAAUUGUCCUUUUUGACAUAUAAUAAUAAUGUAUACAGGGUGACUCGCGUCUAGAAAUUAUAAAAUAUUUUGGCUCCUUGGCUUCCACAAGGUCAAAGUUGUGACAGUUCUAUGAGAAUAAAAUGCCGCGAAAUUCAAAUAUGUUUAAUAAGGUUAUGUUUCAACUGUUGACAUUAUUUGAAAUAUUGAUGUAAUAUUUGUGCUGAUUAAAUUUGUAUGUAUUAUUAGUAAAUAAUAUUUGUGCUGAAUUAAUGUUACAAGACAUUCAUAAUAUAAAUUGCUGUCAGAGUAAUCUAGUAGAUGUUCUUAAACUAUAUAAGGCAUACAAUAUUUUGAGAUUAUUAUUUACUAUAAAUCUACAUAUUAUUUUAAAACUAUUUCGGCUAAAAUAGGAAUAUAUAAUGGAACAUAUAUGCACGGAGUGUACGCUCACAUUCUCAAAACAUUCUAAUUUAAGAAGUCACCUGAAAACGUUUCAUCCUGGUAAGUUGUUUUUGAUUAAUAACAAUCCACUGGAUAUCUAUGCAAUCUACAAACUUGAUGACUUCUCGUUGUUAUAUCUACAAUUUGAUGAUUCCUAAUUCGUGUAAUUUUAGAUAAACUGGACAUAAUUGCACCCAACAAAACAUUUAAGUCUAUUGUACUUUGUAACAAAUGUCCCAAAAAGUUCUCUAAAUAUUCCAAUUUAAAAAGGCAUGUCACUAAGUUUCAUCCAGAAAAUAUCAACGAGCUGACUUCAUCUAAGAUUUGCCCAUAUCAAUGCAGUGAAUGCCAGAAAAAGUUUUCACAUUUACAAAAUCUUAGAAAACAUAAAAAAAUUCAUGCAAAGGACAGUGAUAUUGGAAAAAAGCAACAAAACUUCAAGUGCAGUUUGUGUAACUACGAAAAUUCUAUAAAAUCCAAUUUAAUUCUUCAUUUCGAAGAAUAUCAUGCCAUUAAAAUAGAGCAACAAGAUCUUCACUUUUCUAGUGAACUAGAAUUUCAAAAAUGGAAAACUGACAUGGAAAAAAAGAAUUUUCUUCAUAUGUCACAUACAGUCAUCCAUAUACGACUGCAGAGGGCAUUAAGAAACAGAAUUAUAUUUGCCAUCGUUCAGGUUUUUAUGUGAAAAAGGGUAAGGAUAUGCGAUAUUUAAAAACCAAAGGAAGCAGAAAAAUUAAUGGAAUAUGUCCUUCUCGAUUGAAAGUUUGUAUUUUACCAGAAAAUGGCAAUGUUAAAAUUAAUUUUAUACAAACUCACAUUGGUCAUGACAAUGACUUGGGUCAUUUGAAUAUUACUAAAAAUGAAAAAAUAGAAGUAGCUAGUAAAAUUGCUUCGAAAAUUCCUCUUGUUUCCAUAUUAGAUGAGAUUAGAGAUUCUGUAACUAAUAAUAAGUUGGAAAGGAUGCAUAUCUUAACAAGAAAAGAUCUUCAUAAUAUAUCACAAACUUUUAAUUUAAAUUCUGAUGGAAUUCGCCAUAAAAAUGAAGUUAUAAGUAUUGAAUCCUGGAUUGAAGAAGCCAAGAAUAGUGGAAUAAUUUUAUAUUACAAGCCACAAGGGGCUUUAUGUAAUGAUUUUCCUUGUUUAAAAAAUGAAGAUUUUCUGUUAAUUGUUAUGCAUCCUGGUCAACUGGAAGUGUUAGACAAAUACUCAGAAGAUGUAAUUUGUAUCGACGGAACACAUGGACUUAAUGCUCAUGAUUUUGAACUUACUACAUUGUUAAUAUUGGAUGAUAUGAGGGAGGGAUUUCCUUGUUGUUUUAUGAUUGGAAAUCGGUCUGAUGAGGAAAUAAUGACUAUUUUUUUCAUGAAGAUAAAAGAAAAUUUAGGAAGAGUAAUCAAACCCAUGGUUUUCAUGUCAGACAUGGCCCAAUAUUACUAUAAUGCAUGGCUCCAAAUUAUGACUCCAGCUAAAUUCAGGCUAUUCUGUUCCUGGCACGUAGAUAAAUCGUGGCGGAAAAAUCUAAAUAAAAUUGAUGGUCAAGAGCAAAAGGUUAUCGUAUACAAACAGCUACGUACCUUAUUACAAGAGACUGAUGUUACUUCAUUUAGGGAUAUGAUACAAAAUUUUCAAAUUUCUCUUCUAUCUUCUGGUAAUACCCAAGAAUUUGGUCAAUAUUUUCAAAAAUGUUAUCUGCACAAUAUGGAAUCCUGGGCAUACUGUUAUCGCUUGCAUGCAGGAAUAAAUACAAAUAUGAGCAUAGAACGAAUGCAUCAAACGAUUAAAUAUUUGUAUUUAAAUGGAAGACAAGUACGAAGGCUGGAUAAAACUAUCAAUAUCUUGAUUAAAUUAAUUAAAGACAAAUUGUUUGAACGGCUUAUUACGUUGAAUAAAGGUAAAAUAUCCAGCAAAUUACGAGAGUUACGGAAAAGGCACAAAACAAGUCUUAAUUUAGAUAUGGACACCAUUGUCAUGUCUGAAAUGGGCUGGGAGAUACCAUCAAGUUCAACCAAUGAUAUCUAUUUAGUUCAGAAAAACAAACCCAGUUGUGACUGCCGAUUAGUCUGUGAUUUGUGCCAAUCCUGUCUACAUUCAUAUUCCUGCACAUGCUUGGAUAACAGUAUAAGAUGGAAUAUGUGCAAACACAUACAUCUUGUGUGUCAAUUUAUGAAAGGCCAUCAAAUUCAAGAUACUAAUGCAGAUGAAGAACAUAUAAUAAAUACAGAUGAGGUAAAAAUUAAACAAGCUACAGAGCAAGCUAAAUUUGUGGAAUUUGUGAGUAAGUCUUGUAAUAUCAAUCAAGAAAAAACGUCCAAACAACUGGAAGUUGAAAAACAGAAAUUGAUAGAAAUACAAACCCAAAUAAUUCAAAAUAUAACAACUUUUGAACAACUUGAGGCAUUUAAAAGUAUUACAGCACCCUUGGUGCCUACAUUAAGGACAUUAGCAGAACAUUCUGGAAAUGAACUUAAUAUUGUGGCACUAUCUCAUGGAACACAAAACAUUCCACACAAUAAAAAAGUAGUUGCUCAAAAACGUUUAUUUUCCACCAAGAAAAAAACUACAAAGUCAAAAAAAAGCUGUUAUCAAAACCUGAUGCUGAAGAAACAAAUUUGAUAGCAAAUCAAUUAAUGCUACAAGUAAAUAAUGUGCUCUUUAAUUAGAAUAAAAUCUUUAUUUGUAUACAUUAUUAAUUUGUUUGAUUUUCUCACCUAUUCUAAUUCAUUUUUUUUUAAUUCAUAUUGAAAAUAUUGUAGGCAUUAAUACUUUAAAAACAUUUACUAACGUACCUACUCUGAAAGCAAUUUAUGAUAUUAUGUCUGUCUUGUAACAUUAAUUCGUAAUUUCAUCAGCACCAAUAAUAUUUAUUAAUACAUAAUAUAAUAAUUUCAAAUUCACAAUAAAAAUAAAACAUAACCUUAUAUUUUUAUUUGACAUUUCAAUCGAAUGACCUUGAGAAAGCCAAGGAGCAAAAUUAUUUUAUAAUUUCUAGACGCG